Apus apus (common swift) is the source of this 5446-nucleotide messenger RNA. RefSeq names its product retinol binding protein 3 (gene RBP3). Gene Ontology annotation, molecular function: serine-type peptidase activity. The transcript has 4 exons. NCBI's taxonomy places the organism in Eukaryota, Metazoa, Chordata, Aves, Apodiformes, Apodidae. Gene Ontology annotation, biological process: proteolysis. Bases 75 to 3785 code for a protein of 1236 amino acids. The record is from RefSeq and is a predicted model, not a curated record.
GCGAGCGGAGAACUACAUCGUCUUGAUCAAUCAGAGUUUCUGACUUCUUCUCUUCUAUUCCAUACAAAGAAAAAAUGAUCAGGACACAUUUCUUCCUGUUUUCAGCACUGAUCAUGUGCAGCAUACCUGCUGAGGAAAUCUUUCAGCCAACUCUAGUGCUGGACAUGGCUAAAGUUCUUCUGGAUAACUACUGCUAUCCUGAAAACUUAGUGGGAAUGCAAGAAGCCAUUGAACAAGCAAUCAAGAGUGGGGAGAUCCUGGACAUCUCAGAUCCAAAAAUGCUGGCCAGUGUCUUGACAGCUGGAGUGCAAGGUGCUCUGAAUGAUCCAAGACUGGUGAUUUCCUAUGAACCAUCACUGCAUGCAGCUCCCAAACAAGAAAUGGAGACUUCCCUCACUCGUGAACAGCUCCUGAGUCUUAUUGAGCAUGUAAUCACAUAUGACAAGCUGGAGGGCAAUGUGGGCUACCUGAGGACUGAUUAUAUCAUAGGACAGGAUGUUGUGCAGAAAGUUGGAGCUUUUCUGGUGGACAAGGUGUGGAAAACACUGAUAGAAACAUCUGCCCUGGUGAUAGAUCUUCGUUACAGCACUGGGGGACAGAUUUCUGGCCUCCCCUUCAUCAUCUCAUACUUGCAUGAAGCAGACAAGCUGUUACAUGUUGAGACUGUAUACAAUCGGCCCUCCAACACCACCACAGAGAUAUGGACACUGCCAAAGGUGUUGGGAGAGAGGUACAGCAAAGACAAGGAUGUUAUUGUUUUGAUCAGCCGCCAUACCACAGGAGUGGCUGAAGAUGUGGCUUACAUCCUCAAGCACAUGAACAGGGCUAUCAUUGUUGGGGAGAAGACAGCUGGGGGCUCUCUGGACAUCCAGAAGCUGCGUAUUGGCCCCUCCAAUUUCUAUAUGAUGGUUCCUGUGUCACGAUCUGUGAGCCCCUUGAGUGGGGGUGGACAGAGCUGGGAGGUGAGUGGUGUGAUGCCAUGUGUGGCUACUGAGGCAGAGCAAGCCUUGCAGAAAUCUCUGGACAUCCUGGCAGUGCGCAGAGCAGUACCUGGCACGCUAAGCCACCUCAUAAACAUAUUAAAGAACAAUUACAGCUUAGUCGAGCGGGUGCCAGCCCUGCUGCAGCACCUUUUCACCUCUGACUUCUCUUCUGUGCAAUCCGCAGAGGACCUGGCCACCAAACUCAACACUGAGAUGCAGACCUUAUCUGAAGAUCCCCGCUUGCUGGUCCGAGUCAUGAUGCCAGGUGAAGCUGCUGCCCCCCUUGCUGAACAAUCAAUUGCAGUAGCAGACAAUUUACCUGACAAUGAACAACUGCUGCAAGCCUUAGUGGAUACGGUCUUCAAGGUGUCAGUGUUGCCAGGCAAUGUAGGCUACAUGCGCUUUGAUGAGUUUGCUGAUGCCUCUGUGCUUGUUAAGCUGGGACCUUACAUUGUCCACAAAGUGUGGGAGCCCCUCCAAAAUACAGAGAAUUUGAUCAUGGACCUACGUUACAACCCUGGGGGCCCUUCCUCCUCUGCUGUGCCUGUACUACUCUCUUAUUUCCAAGAUCCUGCUGCUGGCCCUGUCCAUCUUUUCACAACCUAUGACAGGCGCACCAAUCACACACAGGAGCAUAACAGCCAGACAGAACUGCUGGGCCAGCCCUAUGGGGCUCAGCGGGGCAUCUACCUGCUCACCAGCCACCACACUGCCACAGCUGCCGAGGAGUUUGCUUACCUCAUGCAAUCCCUGGGCCGUGCCACACUGAUUGGUGAGAUCACAGCAGGAAGCCUCUCACAUACUAUUACUUUUCCUCUGCUGCAGCCUGAGCGGGGAGUAACUCAUGGUCUAACUAUCACAGUUCCUGUUAUCACCUUCAUUGACAACCAUGGGGAAAGCUGGAUGGGCGGAGGAGUUGUGCCUGAUGCCAUAGUGUUAGCUGAGGAUGCACUGGAAAAGGCUGAGGAGGUGCUAGCUUUCCACAAGAACAUGGGAGUACUUUUGGAGGGUACUGGGCAACUCCUAGAGGCUCACUAUGCCAUCCCAGAAGUGGCUGCUAAGGCUAGUGCUAUGCUUAACACCAAACGGGCCCAAGGAGAUUAUCGAUCAGCUGUAGAUUUUGAGACAUUGGCUUCCCAGCUUACCAGUGACUUGCAGGAGGCCUCAGGAGACCAUCGGCUUCAUGUCUUCCACAGUCACGUGGAACCAACACCAGAAGAACAGUUCCCCAACAUGAUUCCCAGCCCUGAGGAGCUGAACUACAUUAUUGAGGCACUCUUCAAAAUUGAAGUAUUGCCAGGCAACCUGGGCUACCUUCGCUUUGACAUGAUGGCUGAGGCAGAAGCAGUGAAGGCCAUUGGGCCUCAGCUGGUGCAGAUGGUAUGGAACAAGCUGGUGGACACAGAUUCCAUGAUUAUUGACAUGAGGUACAACACGGGUGGCUACUCCUCUGCCAUCCCAAUACUUUGUUCCUACUUCUUUGAUCCUGAGCCUCGGCAACACCUCUACACUAUCUUCGAUCGUAGUACCUCCCGCAGCACAGAGGUUUGGACUCUCCCCCAGGUCGCUGGCAGGAGAUAUGGCUCCCUCAAGGACAUCUACAUCCUAACAAGCCAUAUGAGUGGCUCAGCAGCUGAAGCUUUCACUCGUGCUAUGAAGGAUCUACACCGAGCCACAGUUAUUGGUGAGCCCACUGUAGGUGGUGCCCUCUCAGUGGGCAUUCAUCGUGUUGGUAACAGUUCCCUGUACGCCUCCAUCCCCAGCCAAGUGGUGCUCAGCCCAGUCACUGGCAAAGUGUGGAGUGUGUCUGGAGUGGAGCCAGACAUCACCAUCCAGACCAGUGAGGCUAUGGCUGUAGCUCAGCACAUUGCCAACCUGCGUGCCCAGGUGCCACAGAUACUGCAAACUGUAGGGAAGCUUGUAGCAGAUAAUUAUGCCUUUGUGGACACUGGGACUGUUAUAGCAUCCAGCCUCACCAACAAUAUCAACAAAGACGGUUAUAAAAGGAUUAAUACAGAAGAGGAGCUGGCCAGGAAGGUGACUGCCAACUUGAAAGCUCUUUCUGGUGAUGAGCACUUGAAAAUACUCUACAUCCCUGAACAUGCCAAGGACAAUAUCCCAGGGAUUAUACCAAAACAGAUCCCUUCCCCAGAAGGAUUUGAAGAUCUGAUUAAAUUUUCAUUCCACACAAAAGUAUUUGAAAACAACAUCGGCUAUCUGAGAUUCGAUAUGUUUGGAGACUGUGAACUUCUAACCCAGGUGUCUGACCUACUAGUAGAGCAUGUUUGGAAGAAAAUUGUUCACACAGAUGCAUUAAUCAUAGACAUGAGGCAUAAUAUUGGAGGGUCUACCACUUCUGUACCAAUCCUAUGUUCAUACUUCUUUGAUGAAGGACACCAAAUUCUCUUGGACAAAGUUUAUGACAGACCCAGUGACUCAGUAAAGGAAAUAUGGACGCAGCCACAGCUCAAAGGGGAGAGGUAUGGGUCUCAGAAGGGUCUCAUAAUCCUCACCAGUGGUGUGACAGCUGGGGCUGCCGAAGAGUUUGUGUACAUCAUGAAGAGACUGAGUAGAGCUCUCAUCAUUGGGGAACAGACCAGUGGUGGCUGCCAUUCCCCCGAGACACAUCAAGUAGAUGAUACCAACUUCUACAUCAUCAUCCCUACCUCCAGAUCAGUCAUGUCUGCAGAGGGCAGUUCUUGGGAAGGGAAGGGGGUGCUUCCUCACAUGGAAACACCAGCUGACACAGCACUCAUCAAAGCGAAGGAGAUGCUUACUGCUCAGCUGCAUAGCUCUAGAUAGCCCAAUGGGGGAACAUGGCUCUGGAAAAAAGGUAGGUUUCAAUUUUCAAAGGAGACCAAGGGACUUACACUCUCAGGAUCUGAACCAAUAAUGGGUUUAGGAAUCCAGAGCAGGAUUUAGCCGUAAUUUAGUUCACUAAUGCAAAAUUGAGACCCCCAAAAUCUCACAGUAUGUGCAUGUGCGUGUAAGGGGAUGGGUAAGCUACAGGUCCUCCUCCUUUUGUUAUCUCCCUGACUCAGUAAAUCAUGAGUUUCCUGCACAGGAGCCCAAUACAAACAGGAGAAGAUGCAAGACCCAUCUGCUACACAGAAUAAUUCACAGGCAUCAACAAUGGUGCUCUUCUGGGUAGCAGAAGUGGAUUUGAAUUUCUAUCAACUGAGGGAAGCUUCACAAUGUGUGAGUUUUCUAGUAACCAAGUUCUUAGAGAAAAAAGUCUGCUUCCCCAAAUGAAAACCCUAGAAAGAAGGGGGGAACUUCAUUUCCAUCUCUAUGGACACUGGUUGAUAGCUCAAAGUGACUCCCUUUUCAACAUGUUGAUUUUUUAGCUUGUUCUGUGGAAGCCAACUCUUUCUGGGCAUGGCUGAGAUAUUUGGACAAUUCACUGAUGUUUCUGGAUUCCUCUGCUGUGCUGAAAUGUAAAUGUUAGUUGUUGCAGUGUCUGGUGUUUAAGAUUUAGCUCCAAAUCACAGACAUUUCCCUCUGUUCUUUAGAAAAUCCCAGCUCUCAGUAUUGAAGGCAUGUGAAGCACCUCAAAGCAUUUAUGCAAAGAUAGAAAAAGCCCUUCUGCUCCUUUGGAAAUUUGGUACCUUCCUAUUUAUACAUCUUAAAGAAGAAUUAGUAGUAGUUGGGAGAAUCAGUUUUCCAAACUGCAAGAGCUAAAUUAAGUCUUUCUUCAUUUCAUCAUUUAGAUGUACCAAAAUUAAACAUUCCCAGUCUGUCGUGGUUGCCCAGACUCCUUGCAUUUCUUACGUGCAUGCCUGCUUUCCCCCUACUAUCUAGCAGGGGGAUGGGGAAUAACCAGGACAAAGGCAGAAAAUUGACUCACCUAGUGCUCAGAUCAACAGAGCCAGGGAAAAGAGUUACAUGUUUUCACUUAAGGUUAAAAACAGAUUGUUGUGCAUCCUGCCCCGAAGACAAGAGGAAAGCAGAGAAAUGUCCUCUGCACCCUACUAACAGUCUACUUAUUAAGUAAUAGUGUAUUCCAGGGCAACUAGCAGAGUUAUUUAUUAAUUAAUUACUCAGUUAAAAAUAAUCCUUGUAUUUCUUACAAUUUUUAUCUAACCAUAUGUCUUCGUAAUAAUUUAGAAAUACACAUUACUCUAAUCUAGAUCUCAAAAUUUCUCAUCUCUACAAAAUGUAAAGCAAUUAAGUUAGGAAAAUUGUCCCCCAAUUUAGCCAAUCUGUAGUUGUUGCACAUCGCUGCUUGCUUGCUCAUUUGUAAGUUACUGACACUUUUUUUAUAAAUCCUGCUUAAACAUCUGACUGCAGAGAAUCUCUUCCAGUAUUUACAGGGAAUUAAUUUUAACAACCAAAUAAACUUUCCAUCUUUUUUACUACUUGUUUGUCUUACCAACUACACUCAGUGCAAUCACUAACUUGAACUCUUUUGAGUCAUUUUUGUAUUCUGAUUUUAUGCACUAGCUAGUUGUUGAACUCGGUAU